UGUACAUGAAUCUUGGAUCGAAGACUGUCGGAGAAACAUCGAGUAUGGAGGAUUACAUGGCGAUGGAUGGAGAAACUGGAAUUCGCAAAAACAGUGACUCCUAAGUGGAUAUGGAGGCAAGCAAGUCCAAGGCUGUCAAAGCAUUUACGAUCGUCGACAAUGAACAGUCGAACACAAAAACGACGCACGCAGUCCCCAAUGGGGGCUACAUGGACAUGACGUCACUACAAAAACAACACAGUGACAAACAAAAUGGAACUGCGAAGAAUCCAAGUUCGAGCCCGCGGACUGGGUAUGUACAGCAGUCAAAAUCGUCGUCUCCUAGGCAACUGAGGACUACAGAAAGUGCGUUACCUAACAAACCAGACAUUCGUGAAUUUGUUUCUAUCAAAACGUCUCCAUCUUCUUGCCGAAGAAGAUCAAGCCAGGAUUAUGUUUCAAUGUGUCCCCUCGCUGUAGACUCAGGCGGAUCUCCUAGUUAUGUAAAUGUUUUACCCGGGGCGAAUUCUCCGAGAUCGCGAUCUCCGAACCCCGAUGCGAGACAUCGUAAAGAGGACUCGAACGGUUAUUACGUGAACUUUACCCCUGGGGCAGAUUCUUCAAACAGGGGGAAAUUUCUUGAAAUUCCGAGUUUACUUAAACGUGUCAACAACUCAGAAGACUCAUCUUCUAACGAAGAUAUGCAUAGUUAUGUGAACUAUAGUCCUGGAAAGAUCAUUGAUGAGAAAAACUCGAACAACAGUUUUAGAAAGCAUAGCCUGGAGUCCGACCUAUUAGACAAACCUCGUGCGUACGAAAACAUUGAUUUCAGCGGUAUUACAAAAAGCAAGAGCGCAGUAGAUGUGCCCGAGUACGUAAAUUUUUUUCCUGGGGAGAUCUGCGAAAGUAGCAAGAAUGAUGUUUUCUUAGUCAAUGACGAUCGAGACACCGGCUUAGUUAAGGCUCUUGACAAUGUCGAGUUUUCUCCUGAAAAGCCUCAAGUUGAAGGGCAAAGAUGGAGAAAAUCACCUCAUGCUAACAGAAGAGAUAGCGAACCAGCUAGAUUACAGACGCCAAAGCUUGUGACUAACGCUCCACUGACCACAACUCAAGAAGAUGAGGAGAUCAAACAGCUCAAUUACGUCAUGCUCGACUUAAGCAAUUCCGAGAACUCUUCGGAGUCUCCAAGUCGUCAGCGCCGACGACCUGCGAACAUAGACUUAACCUCGUGUCGGCGUGGGUCUCCGGGGCCGAAAUCUGCUCCCGUCAGGAGUGCGUACGCUGAGGUGGACUUCACUAAAUCUGAUGGAAUAAGGCAAGCCAGGCAGGAGAGAAGGGAAUCAGCCAAUACUCUUGUUUUCAACUAAGUAGACAGCGAGAAGCGGUGGAAAGCUGGUACUUCGUUGUUCAAUCUAUUUGGUGAGCCGGCGAUGUGACAUGCCUAUUUUAGAUGGAUCGCUAUAAACUGCCAGAUCACAGAAACGCAGGGAAAUACAUGAGAGAAUUCAUGUUUGGAUGAGCACAUAGAACUUCACAAUUGUGAGAUUGUCCAAGGUAGCUAUUUCCCUAAAAAAAAAAAAAUUCCCAAUUAAGACGUGAUAUCUCGUGGCUGAUCAUUGUGGAAACUUCGGGGCGAAAAAUGAAAAUUCUUCUCUACUUUAAACAAAUAUUUCAGUAGGUCUUGGUUAGUUACAGAGAGGAUCUGAGGUGUACAAAGUUAAGCCUGUAGCACUUCUUUUGACAGAGGGCUGACUGAAAAUCGAUAGCAUAGAAGAAAUUUCAUUGAAAAUUUUUAGUACCUAGUUAUGUCAAAGGCGAUGUUGCACGUGCCGAUUUGUAUAUUUGCUGGUAAAUGUUACGGCGAAUUUAUCAUUUUGUUAAAGAUCUCGUGAAACUUUUCCAAGUCUGCUUGAACGAGAUCGUGUUCGGCGAUUGCUCGGAUUAUUCUCAAUUGGUCGAAGGGGGAUCCGAAAACAAUCGUGUUGCUUGACGAGAAUUGGCCAAGGGUUGCUCCUCGUAUGGUUGGCCAAUCGAUAUUACCUGGUUAAUCGAUAUUACCUGGUUAAUCGAUAUUACCUGGUUAAUCGAUAUUACCUGGUU
Messenger RNA from Stylophora pistillata, 2079 nucleotides. RefSeq lists its product as uncharacterized. Gene Ontology annotation, molecular function: phosphatidylinositol 3-kinase binding; insulin receptor binding. The record is from RefSeq and is a predicted model, not a curated record. Gene Ontology annotation, biological process: insulin receptor signaling pathway. NCBI's taxonomy places the organism in Eukaryota, Metazoa, Cnidaria, Anthozoa, Scleractinia, Pocilloporidae. Gene Ontology annotation, cellular component: plasma membrane; cytosol.